AUGCCUGGGGACGAAUUACCCAUGUAUCCUACGCCUCAGCAGGCGGCCUAUGUUGUUGGAAAUACUCCUCAAUCAAGCAGAAGUUACAAUUCGAAUCCAACGGGUGGUCAAAAUAUGCUGUACCGUCCACUGAAUAAUGCUAAGUACUCAAAUCCACAGUAUGGUCAGCCUCUGAUGCCUGUUGUGCAAGGCAAUUACACAUCUCAAAGUCAUCAACAACAUUAUCAAGCUCCUCCUCCACCACAAGUCCAAGCACAUACACAACAAUACUAUCCUCCAACACAGCAACAAUACUAUCCGCAGCAGCCAGUUGCAGUUGCACCAGCACCGGCCCCAACAGCACUACCAGCACCCCCACUGCAUCCCAGUCAACAAUAUUACCUGCUGUACCAGAAUCCUCCUCAACAGGUACAUCAACAUCAGCAACAACUGAACCAUAAUCUGUCAUCUCAGCAUCGCCCACCUGUACCGCCUCAGCCACAAGUUCCUCAAGCCAGGUAUCCACUGCAAGAAUCACCACUGUCUCAGAGGGCUCCUAGCGGACAAAGUUACAAUUCUCCACAGGCCACUCAACCCAGCCAUCAUAAAAAGCCGCCGCCUAUGAAUGGCCAAUAUAACUCAAAUAAUAAAUCGAAGGACUCGCUUCCGGAAAAAGUUAAUUCAAAGCAGAAAUUAGAGAACGAAUUGAGAUCUGUAUUUGAGAAAGUUGAUACUUCCAGAAAUGGUAAAAUAUCUGCAAAAGAAUUAUCUUUGGCAUUAUUGAAUUUUGAUCAUAGCAGAUUCCAAGAUUCUACAGUAAUACUAAUGAUCAAGCUUUUUAGUAGCUCAAAUGGGUCACCUCAAAAUCUGAAAUACAUCAAUUUUGACCAAUUUGUUUCUCUUUGGAAAUACCUCUCCGCCUACAAAAAACUUUUUAUACAAGCUGACACGAACAAAUCUGGAGAUAUCUCAUUUGGCGAAUUUCAAAAGAUUUUGGAACAGAUUGGUUAUAAAUUAAAUGUUGAUUUAGUUUUACAUUUAUUCCUGCGUUUUUCGUACAAGGAUGCAGACUCUGGUUUUGAUAAUGGAAUAAAUGUCGGAAAGUUGAAAUUCGAUGCUUUUAUUGAGUUGUUGGUAUAUUUGAGAAAAUUAACUGAUGUGUUUAAAAAGUAUGAUAAGGAUUUGUCAGGAGUUGCAACAAUCAACUUUCUGGAUUUUCUUUUCGAGGUGAGUAAUUUAUCAUAG
Messenger RNA from Priceomyces carsonii, 1224 nucleotides. RefSeq lists its product as uncharacterized. Bases 1 to 1224 code for a protein of 407 amino acids. The record is from RefSeq and is a predicted model, not a curated record. Lineage: Eukaryota; Fungi; Ascomycota; Pichiomycetes; Serinales; Debaryomycetaceae. The transcript has a single exon. Gene Ontology annotation, molecular function: calcium ion binding.